Molecule: messenger RNA, 1506 nt
Organism: Cryptosporidium ubiquitum
Lineage: Eukaryota; Apicomplexa; Conoidasida; Eucoccidiorida; Cryptosporidiidae
Exons: 1
Coding region: 1-1506 (501 amino acids)
Biological process (GO): response to UV; replication fork processing; error-prone translesion synthesis
Cellular component (GO): nucleus; mitochondrial matrix
Molecular function (GO): DNA-directed DNA polymerase activity; chromatin binding
Source: RefSeq, a predicted model, not a curated record
AUGGAUUUUCCAGUAGAUGAGUUUAAACAAUUUGCUUCAGGUUAUCCUCAACUUUUUUUAAAUUUAAAUCAACAAUAUAAAUCAGCUUUAGAAAAUAAAGAACAUAUUUACUAUGAAUUAUUAAAGAAUAAAUAUAUUAACCCUUAUUUAGAUAAGACCGACUAUAGUAGAAUAUUUAAAAGGUUUUUUUCUCAGGAAAAAGCAAUUGAAUAUUUUUAUUCGAUUAAUUUACAUUUCGGGAAAAUAGAAAGCUUGGAUGACUUUAAAAUACUACCUAUUGGAGUUUUUGCUGAAGAAACAACAAUAAGUGGAAGCAGAAAUUAUAUUGUUAGUUCUUAUGAAUCAAUCUGGUAUUAUAUCUCUUCAUUAAGUAAGUAUCGAAGGCAUAUUUACGAAGUAAUACUUGAGAAACAGCCCUGUUGGUUAUACUUUGAUAUUGAAUAUAAUAAAAAUCAAUAUAAUUUAGAUGAAAACCAAAUAUUGAUAGAUUUCACAAACCACUUACAACUGUGGAUUAAUUCAGCAUUUGGUUAUUUAAUUUGCAAAAGUGAUAUUAUUUACUUGCGUUCAAGUAAUGUUGACAAAUUUUCAUACCACAUUAUAGUUAAAAAGAUUGAUGAAGUUCAAAAUUUUUCAACAUUAUUCAAAGAUAAUUUAUCCAUGAAAAUCUUUGUAAGCCAUUUCGUUUCUUAUUUGAAUGAAAAUUGUAUUAAAAUUAAUGGAUUUGAUCAUUUUAAACUUCAAGAUAUAAUUGAUACUGGAGUUUAUACCAGAAAUCGUUGUUUCAGAAUGCUUUAUUCUUCAAAGUUUGGAAAGAAGAGCAUCUUAAAAAUUGAUGAAGAGAACACAAGCUUCGAAUUAACAGAGUUCUUACCGAUCAUACUCUUUCGGUCAAUGAUAACUUUUUUGAAUACCCAUCAUUUUACAAAGUCAAAAUUUAUUUCUAGAGCAAACGUAAUCAAUAAACUAUGCUUUAAUAUGGAAAAAUUCGAGUUUAAAGAAGUUUUUAAAAUUAAGAAAACUUUCUGUGAAUAUAAAAAUAUUGAAAAUGCAAGCUUUAUUCCUAAACAUAUGGUAAAAGCAAUAGAAUAUGCCAUUUUAUUUUGGAAUAAAUUAUGUGAAGAACUAAAAAAAAAUCCAAAAAUAACAUUCAACAAUUUGAAAGAAAGUGAAUUAACUGAUUACUGUAUGAAAAAAAUUCAUUUUGAUUUUGUUGACAAAAUUUCGAUAGGAAUUAAAAUGUAUAUAAGUACUACUAUGUAUUUUAAAGAAAAAGAAUUGAUUAUUAUUUCAGUUUCAAAGCUGAAUAGAUUGUGUUUUAAUGUUGAAAGGGAGCAUAUUUCAAACGGGAUAAAACUAAUUAUUGACUUAAUUAAUAAGCGGUUUUAUCAAAAAUGUUUUGAUCCCGAUUGUAUAAAUUUUAAAUCAAGAUCAUUUACUAUUCCAACAAACGUAAUUGAUUAUUCACUUGACGUGCUUGAAUUAUCUGGAAUGGUCAAACUUUAA